Mustela erminea (ermine) is the source of this 4856-nucleotide messenger RNA. It is a transcript of the gene TGFA, whose product is annotated as transforming growth factor alpha. The coding region runs from base 280 to 759 and encodes 159 amino acids. The record is from RefSeq and is a predicted model, not a curated record. Gene Ontology annotation, biological process: positive regulation of mitotic nuclear division; epidermal growth factor receptor signaling pathway; positive regulation of cell population proliferation. NCBI's taxonomy places the organism in Eukaryota, Metazoa, Chordata, Mammalia, Carnivora, Mustelidae. The transcript is spliced from 6 exons.
CGUAGGGGGGCACCCCCACCGGGGCGGGAGGGUGGUCCGCGGUGGCCCGGUCGCCGAGUGGCGGAGAGGUGGCGGUAACCGCCUUCCCAUUUCCGCCCGGCCGGCCGCUCAGCGGGGUGAGUGCGGCAGAGAGCGCUCGGUCCUGCCUCCGCCCGCCCGCGCCGGGGGCUGGCCUUGCCUCGCCAGCGCCUUUUUCCCCCGCAGCGCGGCGCCGCUUCGCCACUCGGGCACCGCAGGUAGGGCAGGAGGCUGGAGCGCCUGCUGCCCGCCGCCCGUAAGAUGGUCCCCUCGGCUGGACAGCUCGCCUUGUUCGCGCUGGGUCUCCUGUUGGCUGUGUGCCAGGCCCUGGAGAACAGCACGUCUGCCCUGAGUGACCCGCCUGUGGCUGCCGCUGUGGUGUCCCACUUUAAUGACUGCCCAGAUUCCCACAGUCAGUUCUGCUUCCAUGGAACCUGCAGGUUUUUGGUGCAGGAAGACAAGCCAGCUUGCGUCUGCCAUUCUGGGUAUGUGGGUGCGCGGUGUGAGCAUGCCGACCUCCUGGCCGUGGUGGCCGCCAGCCAGAAGAAGCAGGCCAUCACCGCCUUGGUGGUGGUCUCCAUCGUGGCCCUGGCUGUCCUCAUCAUCGCAUGUGUGCUGAUACACUGCUGCCAGGUCCGAAAACACUGUGAGUGGUGCCAGGCUCUCAUCUGCCGGCACGAGAAGCCCAGCGCCCUGCUGAAGGGAAGGACUGCUUGCUGCCACUCCGAAACAGUGGUCUGAAGAGCCCAGAGGGAGUUUGGCCAGAUAGACUGUGGCAGCCUGAGGGAGAAAGGACUUCUUCAGGACCAGCUGGCUUCCUACUCUGCCAGCAAUCACCUGUGCAGCCUUUUUGUCUUUUGUGGGCCUUCCUUCACAACUCUGUCAAGAACUCUGUCUGCUUGGGGUUAUUUGGUGUGACCUAGAGAAGAAAUCAGUGGAUCAUGGUUUCAAGACUGGUCAAAAAAGCAUUGCAAAGGGGUGGACUUCUGUUGACGUAGCUAAGGUGUGUGCGUCUGCCGGCCUCGGAGCCCAGAGACAUGUUGUCAUCUUCUGCCAGUCGCCGAGGCCAGGCUGUGUUUCUUUUCCAUGGGCCAUCUCCCCACAACAGUAUCCAUCCUCCCCAACCCCAGAGAUUGCUGUCGUUGAGUUUUUUCUCAUCCGUUUAUUGGAGAAGAAGGUGGAAAAGGAUAACUAUUGGUUACGGGAAGAUGCCAAAUGUCAGAGGAGCCAUGUAUGUCCUCUGCCCACGAGCCCCUCGGCCAAGCCCGACAUCUUCCACAGACACAUGAUGCCGAGGACCUUCCCAAGUCGUCAGCAGCCUCGGAGAUCAUUCCUUAUUUAUGAGAUGGAUGAUGGUUUCAUUUUUAAUCUCUUAAGUCGAUGUAAAAAGCAUAAAACCUUUUCAGACUUCUACACGAAUGAUGUAUGUAAUGCUGGCUGAAAAGUUAGCUGACUGAUUACAACCGUCUGGCCCCUUUGGGACAGCUAAGGCUUGGGAAGAGCCCCCCGGGGGUGCAGAAUUGGAAACAGAGGAGGAGUUGCUGAUGAGAGCGAAGACUGGGGCUCACAGGUCUUGCAUUUAAGACACAAAGCAAGGAAAGGCCCCCAGAUACAUUCCAGUAGAAAAGCUAGCCAGUCCAGCAGCAAAGAUUUGUAGCUUUGUGGGGAGAGAGGAGAGAGUGCCUGUGUGUGCAUCUCCUCGGGACGAACACAGGACUGCCCAGCUCCACGAUUAGAUGGAUUAACUUCCUAGUGUUCCCUCCAUGUAUUUAGAAAUAGAGCACAAGCAGAGAGCCACAGGCCUUCCGGGCCACAUCCAUGAAAAGGGGACUGGUCAUUUACUUUCCAUGUUGUUCGGUUGACUUGUGGAUUUAUUUUUAAAAGGAGAAAUUUAACCUUCCUAUUUAUUUUCUAGCAUUAGGAGAAAUGUCCCCGUGAUUUUUUUUUUUCUCUUUUCCAUUCAGGAUGCUGGUUUUAUUAACAAAAACUCUAACAAGUCACCUCUACCAGGAUGGGUCUUGCUUUCCUCUUAGAGAAGGAGAAAUGUUUUCAUGGGCCUCUGGGUGUGUUCUGACCUCCUGGGCUUGCCUGUGGGAAACACUGGUUCCCUCCAGCUAAACAGCAGAGAGCUCAUCCCCAGACAUUUUCAUUAAAAACUGUACACAGAAUAACAGUGAAAUAGUACGUGAAGUCCUUAUGUAAGGGAACUCUUUAUUCACUAAUAUUUGAAAAAUGAAAGAUCUCUACCUAUUAGUGUGUCUGGCCCCACCCAUCACGAAAGAGGCCUUUAAAAUAUAGCAAGUUGGCUUAAAAUUUCUAGCAGGUAAUUUUGUCCUCCCUUAAUUCUUCUUCCCCAAUCUGUCCAUUUCGAUGAAUUUACUUGUUACAACUGAGACCAUUAUGUGCCGCGUGUCUUAGCUCUGGCACUCGGAUGGGAUGACGGAAUGAAGCAGUGAGGGCAGAAACGGGUUCUGCUCGCCUGCUGGUCCGCUAAUGAGGCCUUUGACACAGCUUCCAGGCUGAAGCUUCCUUUCUUCCGCCCGUCCUCCAGCCGCGGGUAGGCACACGGAGGCCCACUUGUCGCAUCUUGCUCAGAGACCCGUCCCACUGACACGGGUUUGCAGACACCCCAAUUUUCACUCCUUUCUCUCACCAGACCCUCCAGAAAGUCUGAGAGCCUGGCGAGAGAGACCAGUGGUGUAGUGUGUCUUUAGCUUCAGUCACGUUCUGACUCUAGCACAAUCUUUCCUCGGUCUUUUAGAGACUCUGAGGUCUGAUUGCCUUUAGAGAAGAGGAACCCACGUGAGAUGUUGUGUGGGGCUUUCGUCACCAGAGGGAGGGCAGGACCCGUGUUUGGUCUCCAAGAGCCUGAGAGGCUUUGCGGAGGUGUAAGAGAGGGAUGAGAGCCUUCCGGGUUCCCUGCAGGGACGUCACCUCAGUGUCCGGGAAGGAUCUGGUCCUCGGCGCCCCUCUACUCGCGCCCGUGCAGUCACUCCAUGAACCGUGCGGGGAACGAGCAGCGUGCCUUCCUGUGCGUGGCUCCUGAGGCAGUUCUCGGCAAACCAGCAGGUCUGAAAAGAGUUAGCCACAGAGACUGGGUGAAGGCAGGCCUGGAUGGACCUUUGUCCGUGCCCAGGAGAGGAGAACCUUGCUUCUUUGUAGUUUCUCUUUAAAAAUCAGAUGACCAGCAAACAUUGGAUUCCUGGGCCAUUUCUUGGUAUUGGUACAUUUUGAGCUAUCUGUAAAAAUGUCCCCUUUUGAGGUUAAAAAUGCAUCUUCAAAUCCAUCUUUAUGGGUUCCCUCUGUUUCCUUGGCCUUGAGAAAGCUGAGGAUAUGACUAGGGAUUCCUUCCUGAGGCCCUUUCUGGUCCACAGCCGCAUGCCUGGGAGUGGGAAGCAAAGCAGCUUCCGGUGUCCAUCUCAGGAGAAGUGAAACGCCCCCAUUAAAAAAAGAAGAGGGGGUGCUUGCAAAUAUUUUAUGGAGCCUAGAUUCGCCCACUGCUCUGCAGGCUGUGAUGGGUCUAAGCAUACCGGCCAGAAACCUUUUCUUCUAGAUGGAAAGAUAGACAACAGUCCACACUGAUCUGGAAGAUGGUUCCGACACACCUGAAAUCAAGCAAGAUCCGAGCUCGGCCGUUGUCUUCCCACAGAGGAGGCCGCACAGCAUCCCAGAGUCUAUUUUCCUAAGAAGCGAGGAGGUGGGAUCGGCACCUCAGCUGCCCAUGCAUCGGGGAUGUAGGAGGAGGUAUGGUUCUAGAGCUUCCUGGGUAUCUGUGCUCUGCAGGUGGAGAAGAAGGUGCCUCUUCAGCCCCAUCUUCCAGGGCUGGGCUGUCUCACCGCGCGUGGAGUCUCUUCUCCAGGCAAUAUUGGCAGAAAUGGAUCAACAAGGUUCCAGCACUACUCAGGAGACCCUGCCUGCCCUCUAGGGUCUGGGCUUUGGUUUCUCCCAACCUGCUCGGCCAAGGAAGGGGGAGGAUUCAAAAGCCCAGCACCCAAGGGGACAUCACAGAAGGAAGACGAACCCAUACAUUUGUUCUCAGUGUGGGAACAUGAGACCUGUCCUCUCCAGCCACUGAUUUUACCAGGCUCUUGGAAAGAUCUAGGGGUGAACAACACACAGUACUGAAAAGCAGCCCCUCUUCCUAGGGUAGUAACUUACUGAAGUAUUCAACUUUCCAUUAUCUUUAUGAUAACAAACCUGAGGCUUUUUUUUUUUUUUUAGAACUUGUUACUCUGACUUCUGUAUAUGUUGCACUGAAAAGGUUAAUAUUUAAUGUUUUAAUUUAUUUUAUGUGAUAAGUUAAUUUUGAUUUCUGUAAUGUGUUAAUGUGAUUAGCAGUUCUUUUCCUUAAUAUCGGAAUUAUACUUAUUUAAAGAGUAGUGAGCAAUAUAAAAUGUGGUUCUGUUUGUUUCAGUCAUGUGCAUUAUUGUCCAGUUGUACCGUACCUUGUUUGGAAGGAUGAAGGAAUGAACUUUUUUUUUUCCCCCUAAAUCAAGACUGGAGCUUUUCUUUCAUGAGAGUGGCAUGUUACUGAAAAGCAAAUUAAGAAUCUUCUCCAUGCAUGCAAGUGAUGAGGAAAAAUUAGAUGCUCUUUUGCAAAAUGUGGUAAUCCUCAUUGAUCCCUGUCUGCUUGAAGAAACCAAACCCUCCACAAAGUUCCCAAUAUAUUAGCCUUUCAUCUGCUAGGUGUCUGACAAUACGCCAAAUGAUGCAGACGAAAAUAUAAAACACACAGUCCCCGCCCCCGAAAGGAACUGAGAUUUGGCUGAGAGACUGACCUGCAAAAACUAAUUCUGGACCAGUUGCAGACAACACGCAAAGGAAGCCUGAAUUAUAAG